Molecule: messenger RNA, 1939 nt
Organism: Actinia tenebrosa (Australian red waratah sea anemone)
Lineage: Eukaryota; Metazoa; Cnidaria; Anthozoa; Actiniaria; Actiniidae
Source: RefSeq, a predicted model, not a curated record
UCGUGGUCCACUGCCUUCCCGUAACUGGUUCGAUCACCUUUGAUGAUUACGCCCAUAAAGUCUUCAUCCCCCACCUAAGCAGCCAGAGAAGUAGAAGAGUGGACGUUGUCUGGGACACAUACAUACCUAAUAGUCUCAAGGAGUCCACCAGGGAGAAGAGAGGCAAAGGCGUUCGACGGAAAGUAGCUGGGUAUACUAAACUACCAUCCAACUGGUUGUCUUUCCUGCGUGACCCGUUAAACAAACAAGAGUUGUUUCAGUUCCUAUCGUUGAAGGUUGCUGGACAUAACUGGCCAGAAACGAAGACAAUCCACGUUACAUCAGGUACUUCCGUGAUUUCCAUUGGCUCUGUAACCGCUAUGACAGAUUGUACUCACGAGGAGGCAGAUACGAGGGUUGUGGUCCAUAUCCUUCACGCCAUCCAAGUUGAAGAGGUGAAAACUGUCCUCGUCCGAACCGUGGAUACCGAUGUCCUACUCAUCUUGGUGGGAAAAUUUCAUGACCUGAGAGAAGUCCAGCCGGAACUUGAUCUGUGGCUUGCCUUUGGUAUGGGUCGAAACUUUCGCUUCGUCAGCGUCAACUCUAUUUGUGCUGUACUUGGUAAACCACGAUCUACUUCCCUGCCUGUAUUCCACGCAUUAACUGGAUGCGAUACCACCUCCUGCUUCUUUGGGAAAGGGAAGAAGUCAGCCUGGCAGGCAUGGGAGAUAUUUCCAGAAGUCACGCCCACAUUCGAAAUGCUUGCCAAAACGCCAUUUAUGCAGCUUACGACAGACUCGCCCCUCUUCAAACAGAUCGAGAGAUACACGGUAAUCCUGUACRAUAAGCWCAGUYCCUUAUCCGACAUCAACCUAACCCGGAUGGAGCUAUUCUGCAAGAACAGCAGAGCAAUGGACAAGCUCCCGCCUACACAGGAUGCCCUUUUGCAGCAUGUCCGGUGCACCGUUUACCAGGCCGGUAUCUGGACAGUUAGCAAUCAGCCACAGCCACCUGUGCCAUCACCAGGGCAGUUCUCGUGGUUUGAAGUUGAUGGCAAAUGGGUUCCGAAAUGGAUCACUAUUCCCGAAGUAUCCAAGGCUUGUAGUGAACUGAUUAAGUGCUCUUGCAAACGUGCCUGUACAAGAUGCAAGUGUGCCAAGGCUUCUUUGGGAUGUACCCCCCUUUGUAGAUGCCAAUGCUAACAAAGUAAUUGCAUCAAGCUUAAAUGACAAUCUGAAGAGUUUCRGCGAUCGAACAUUGUUUCCGUUAUGUAGCCCUAACUUAAUUCUAAUAAUAUAGUUAUCUCUUGUCGUUUCUAUUAGCGCUAUUUAAAAGUACAUUUGUUUCGCGAACAUAUGUCGAUCUAACAGCAGUAAUUUAGGUUCAAAAUGCGAAUUUGAGAAAGGGAACGUGAAUUGCAAUAAGCUUUGGCGAGAAGGGACUGGGAACUAGUAUAUAUCCAAAAACCUUAUGUAAUGUAUAUGCGAAGAAAUAUCCAAAAGCCUUAUGUAAUGUAUAUGCGAAGAAAUAUCCAAAAGCCUUAUGUAAUGUAUAUGCGAAGAAAUGAGUAAGCAUAAUAGUUUCAGUCAAUAAAUGUCACUACUGGCAUUUCUUGUGAGCUGUUUUACUUGAAAACUGCAAACCACCACAGGUAGCCCAAUUCGUAAUUAAGGUAAAUUUUAAAAACCCYUUAAUCCCCCUUAAUUGUGAGAAUUGCGUUGGGCUCCCCCUCUAACAUUAUUUAGUGGAUCCUAAGGAACAUCUCUGCCAAAUUUGGCGCUUUUGUCACUUAUGUAACGAUGGSACCUAUAUUUUGCCAUAAGAGACCUGACUACUACGGGUAAAAACCAUCCGAUGCUUUUUCUUCUUAGGGGGAGGGGUGGUAUUUCACUACAAUCUAGCAUGCCAUGCCAAUGACAAUCAUUGUUAUUGUAAUCCAUUCUGCAUCUCAAGACUUGUG